Pristis pectinata (smalltooth sawfish) is the source of this 1632-nucleotide messenger RNA. Its product is annotated as interleukin-10 receptor subunit alpha-like. Gene Ontology annotation, molecular function: protein binding. The transcript has 7 exons. Lineage: Eukaryota; Metazoa; Chordata; Chondrichthyes; Rhinopristiformes; Pristidae. The record is from RefSeq and is a predicted model, not a curated record. Bases 161 to 1546 code for a protein of 461 amino acids.
UGAUUUCUGACUGUAGUUGUCUGGCGGAAGCUGAAACUUACUCCGACCCUCCCACGCUUAUACCUGGCCCUGCCCUGCAGAAGGUUGGAUUAGUUCAGUACGGCUGAAGAAACGGUCUGCAUGCUCUGGAGAGAUCUAAAUACUGUAACAGCAAACGGCAAUGGAACUUCAGAUUACAACUCACCUGUUACUGUGGAUCACUCUCUCUGGAGCUGAAACCACCCUAUGGCCCCCGGAAAAUCCUCAUUUCGUUUCUGUGAAUACUGAAAACAUAUUUCAUUGGAGUCCAGCCCGGAAUGAUUCACAACAAGUUCGAUAUGACGUGCAGUAUUGCAGGUAUGGAUAUGAUGAAGACUGUAUCCCCGUGCCGCACUGUACAGGGACUUCCCACCAUUACUGUGACCUCACCGAGGAGACCUGGGACUUCAACAUUAGCUUUAUUGCUGGUGUCAGAAGUGUGAUUGGCAACACAACCUCCAAAUGGGAAAGAACUAAUCAUUUUAAACCCUUUGAUUCCACCUCUUUGGGUUUGCCAUCCUUUGAUACCAAAGCAGACCGUAAUGAGAUUACAGUCAGAAUAUUCCCGCCCACCUUGCACACAGCAAAAAGAAACAGGUCAAUGGAGGAGCUGUACCCAGACUCACUGAAGUACAUCAUUUAUAUCCGUGCAAAUGACACCGAAAGGUCUAUGGAAAGUCAGAGUUCAGGAGAACUAUUCACAACUAAAGUGCGACCAGGAAAUAUCUAUUGCAUCAGAGUCAGAGCAAAAGUGAACGGAGAUGAAAGGAAAAGCAACUUUACAGAAGAGAAAUGUGUAGAUGUCCCAACUCCUAAUCCAGAUUUGGAGAGGCUGAUUGAUGUUGUCUUUGGCGUCAUUGGUGCUGUUAUCGCACUGAUCGUUGUCUGCUUUUGCUUGGUGAUGAUCUGCCAGAAUUACUUGAAGAAACAAAGAACAACCCCAGCUGUCUUGAAAUCCUUUGAAAAGAACAAGAAGUUUUUGAACAUCAUGGAUUACCGGAGUUUGACAGAAGAUGUGGUGGUGCAGAAGGUGUUUGCUGAUGAUGCUCAUCACGGUGUCACCAGGACACUGGAACAGGAUGACCCAUGGCUGGACCAGAAAAUCAAGGAAGCAUCUUCCGUGGAUAGUGGAAUCGAUAUUGGAAGCCACUUGUCAGACAGGAUGAUGUUGCUCAGUGAGCCUCUGAACCGCUACAUGCAGCAGACGCCAGAUUCGAGCAGCCUCCAGAGCACCAACCCAGAGUGUGGGCAGAACAGUUGUCAGCCUGUCAGCUUCAGCUCAGUACACAUCCCCGACGCAACGAGCGAGCCGGGUGACAGCACUGGAAGCAUAUCCAUUUCGGGUUAUCAGAGGCAGAUGCCAAGGACUAAUGCAGCCUCAGAACAGGAAGCUAGCAGCACUUCAGAGCAGACUAUCGAGGACUCUCCUCCCUGCCUCAUCUCAAUAUCAGACAUUAGUAUAACAGAAGACUUGACAAGAGGAUUCCUCAGUUUGGGUGAUGUCAUGUUAAUGGAAAAUGGAUUUUAAGCAAAAGAUGUUCACAUCAAACAUCAUGUGAAGGAGAUCACAAUGUGUUUUAUAAUUUAAUUAUUUAUUAAAAAGCUUCAAUUUUA